AUGAACAACCACCACCAUUUCGUUCCUUACUUCGAUACCAAUGUUGAUCAUGUAACACACUUCUUCGUCAAAUCUUCCAAGAAAACCCAUCAAGUAAGUGAAGAAGAAGAUGAUCUUCUGGAGCUUCUAUGGCGCAACAGUCAGGUGGUUCUCCAUAACCAAAGACCCACGCCAACAUCUGCUGUCAAGCUUCACAACGGAGGAGGAGAAGCUCCUCCGUUAGAUCAUUAUCUCUUUAUCCAGGAAGAUGAAGUGUCCUCAUGGCUUCACUAUCCUCUCUGCGACCAUAGUUCUCCUCUGAUCUUCUCUUCCCCGCCGCACCGACGUUGGAAAGACAGACCUCUAAUCAGAUCACUGCCCCUAAACCACUGGCACUCCGGUAACAUUGUCUGUGAGGCCACCGGUACGGAACUUCAUGAACUUCUCGAGGCUGAGAGGGGAUUUUGA
Molecule: messenger RNA, 447 nt
Organism: Eruca vesicaria subsp. sativa (arugula)
Lineage: Eukaryota; Viridiplantae; Streptophyta; Magnoliopsida; Brassicales; Brassicaceae
Source: the annotation of a GenBank genome assembly